Messenger RNA from Onychostoma macrolepis, 7130 nucleotides. RefSeq names its product fibroblast growth factor 6b (gene fgf6b). Lineage: Eukaryota; Metazoa; Chordata; Actinopteri; Cypriniformes; Cyprinidae. The record is from RefSeq and is a predicted model, not a curated record. The transcript is spliced from 3 exons. Gene Ontology annotation, molecular function: fibroblast growth factor receptor binding; growth factor activity. The coding region runs from base 466 to 1095 and encodes 209 amino acids. Gene Ontology annotation, biological process: animal organ morphogenesis; fibroblast growth factor receptor signaling pathway; positive regulation of gene expression. Gene Ontology annotation, cellular component: cytoplasm.
CCCAUGAUCGCGCGCAAGCCGUCCAAUAAGGCUCAGCAUGCGACCCCCAUUGCACACGUGGAGUGACAGCAGCGUCCCAUCAUCAUCAGCCCGCCGCUCGCAACUUUCUCUCUCUCUCUCACACACACUCACUCUCUCUCCUCCCCCCUCCCCUGAUAUAUGAUGUCAUGUAAGGAUGAGGGUGGCUUCUGAGGUGAGAUAGGGAUUUUGGUGAGUGGCAUUCUCCACGACCCGAGGCUUCGGAGCUACAAAACAUGGUCAUCACCACCUUCUCCACCUCAAGUCGUGUCUCCGCGCUCUCUCCCCGUUCUUCCGCCGCUCUCAUCUCGGGCCACCGUCGCAUGCCCGAAGUCCUGACCUGCCUCGCUAAAUUAAGCCUGCACCACCAUGCCGAGGGAAGAAAAACUAGAAGAGGGGUAUUUUUAGUGCCAUUAAUUUUGACCACGUGCCCCGAAGGUAAACCCGAUGGCCAUUGCGCAAAGGCUCCUCAUCAGUAUGUCCUGCGAGGCCAACGCGCAACACUGGCCAAGGACUGCCGUUCUGCUCUUGGGAUUGCUCCUAGUUGGGAUUGUGUCCUCCAGUCCGCUUCCGAGUAGGACUAAUAAGACAACUUUACUGGAGAAGCGAUGGGAGAGCCUCUUCUCCCGCUCCAUGCUGGGGAUCUCUGGAGAGAGGCCAGAGGCGAACUGGGAGAAUGACUAUUUGCUGGGCAUCAAAAGAGUGCGGAGGCUGUACUGCAAUGUAGGCAUCGGGUUUCAUCUUCAGGUCCUCCCAGACGGCAAGAUAAACGGUGUACAUAAUGAGAACCAGUACAGUCUCAUAGAGAUCUCCACUGUGGCCAGAGGAGUGGUUAGCCUGUACGGUGUGAAAAGCGAGCUGUUUGUCGCAAUGAAUAACAGAGGAAGGUUGUACGGAACGGCUACCUUUAAAGACGAAUGCAAGUUCAAGGAGACCCUGCUGCCAAAUAACUACAAUGCCUACGAGUCCUCCGUUUACAAGGGAUUCUAUGUCGCUCUCAGCAAACACGGCCGAGGGAAGCGAGGCAACAAGGCCACCACCGCCAUGACGGUCACCCACUUCCUCCCGCGAAUAUGAGCAGACUCUUGCAAUAAUUUUUCAUUUGCACUGAUCUCCCCGAGAGAUCUGAAAACUGACACACAAACAUACAAGGAACUGCAAGAAUAUCACCAAAAUAGUACUACUUCUUUUUUUAUAUGUAUAUUUGGAUAGGUCAGCUUUUUAUUAGGAUCUCUGAAUAUGCUCUCCGUCGCUGCUUACUUCUUUUAUUUAUAUAUAUAUAUUAUUGAUUAUGGAUGUGGAGGCUCUCCCAGCCUUCCUUUCUGUAAUCAGGUGCUUGCCAAGAAUCGAACAGACUCUAGGAUGGAUGAUGGAAGUCCUCCUCUGCUUUUUACAGUGAAAUUAUGUUUUUUAUUACCUCAAAGAGCUACCUAGAUGGUUUAAAAGGAUGCAUGAAGUUACGCUUGUUAUUUUUAGUUCUGUCUGAGCCAACACAAGCAUAACGAGUCUUUAUUUUUUUUUUAUCUUUGAUUUUAUUUUCUUUCUGUUUUUCUCAUGCUGUGGGGUUGUGUGAGCACUUAAAAGAAAGCAGAUCUCUCUUGCUGCAUGUCGCACUGAGGUGCCUUGGCAUUCCCGCACACCGCCCCUUUAACAUGCAUGCUCUGAACGCCCCGGGGCGUCAGAAAUAGGGCUGAUAUGUUAGCCAGGGCCCCGCGGGGACUGUCCCACAAGGGCCCCGGAGAGGGGCGAGGGGGAUGGGUGUGCAUCUCUGCUUUAUUUUACUUUUCUCUAAUUAGAGAGCACGUAUGAGACACGAGAGCAGCUCGUAAACACUGAUCAUCUCUGGUGUUCGGCAUCAUCUGCUGUCGACUCAGAAAUGAGGUGUAACUUUAGCCCCUUUCACUGGUAAUCCCAGUAAAUUGCUGUAAAAAUUACCAGAAUGACUUUUCCAGUACGCAAUGGCUUUGUACUGCUAAGAGAUCAUUCAUGCAUCAGUACCAAAAUACCGGUAAACUCUGUGAUGUCAGUCAUUGCAAAUGACGUAGUACUUUUCUUCAUUAGCUCGUAUGCGUUUUGGUUUAACUAUCAUUUCAAUUUGAUAACAUUUUUUGUCUUCUGAGUGACAACCUGUUUCCUCCACCAAAUAAAAAAAUAAAACAAGUAAUUGCAACUUUUUAUCGCACAAUUUGGACUUUGUUCUUGCAACUGCAAGUUUACGGUUAGUAAACAUUUCGCAAGAGAAAAGUCCAAAUUGUGAGGUACAACCUUGCAAUUGCAAGAGAAAAAUCCAACAUUGUGAAAUAAAAAGUCCCAAUUACCUUUUUUAUAUUUUAUUCCGUGGCAGAAAGAAAAAAAAAGACAGAAUUCCAAGAAAACUAAUUAAAAUUGUGAGAUGUAAACUCACAAUUCUGAAAAGUUGUGAGAAACAAUUGUGAGAUAUUUCUCCCAAUUGCGAGAAAAAAACGAGAUGGUCCUCACAGAACACAAGAUCCAGGGGGUGUGGUUGGAUCCUCCCACUUUACAUAUACCUAAACCUACCCGUCUCCACCCCCUAGAUGUGGAUCCAACCCCGCCCCUGGAUCUUUGUUCUGCAGUGAGGGGCUACUGGAAAAAACAUCAGAAUUGUGAGUGAAAUCUUUACAAUUAUCUUUUUUACUGUGGCAGAAAAAAACUGAAUUGUGAGAUGCAAACAGUUUAUAUCUCACAAUUUUGAGAAAAAUUUCAGAGAAAACAUUCAGGGUUGUGAGAUUAAAAAGUCUGCCUUUUAUUUUUUUAUACCGUGUCAGAAACAGGCUUCCAUAAAUGGUCACGCAGAACGUAAUAGUAUCCAAAACACUGCUAGAACUGAUUUACCGGUAUUUUUUUUUAAAAAGUCCUGUUGACACAUGAUCUCCAAACUGUAAUUUACCAGUAAUUUACCUGUACAGAUAGUAUGCGUGAAAGGGGCUAUUAUCUUUUCUAGCUGAACCCCUAUUGGAGCUUUGAGGCUGUACAUUUUAUUUGUGGACUAGACUGUUUUUGCAAUCAGAAUUAAACUUUUUAUAAAGAAAACAGGAAAAAAUAACUAAAAAAUGAGAUACCUACAGGGGAACUGAUGCAAGCGCACACUGAAAAAGUUAAAUAUGGCCGGUUUGAUUAUACUAUUGCUUACCACAGGUUUGCCUGAACAAAAGGAGCACUUGAAAAUAAGCUUUAAGCGUUGCUGUGAAUGAGAACGUCUUCUAAACCAAUGAAAAUACUGUAAAUACUUACUGUGCACUGAAAACGCCAGUAGCCCGGAGCUUUGUUGCUUGUUGCUUAAGGCACACUGCCAUCCAUGAUGGUGUCUGAUUCAAGGGAAUACGUGCAGUAAAUGUUUAUUUAUUUUUGCUUCUGGUGUGAGUAUAUGUGUGUGCACCUGUCCAUGUGGAUGCUUGCGUGUGUGUGUGUGUGUGUGUGUGUGUGUGAAUCCUGGUCGAGGGGGCAGGCGAGUCUGGCUCUUUCCUGUUGCUGCAGAGGCACUGCAGUGGCACUCGCGACUGCUGCUCUAUGCAAAUGUAAUUACAGGGCAGACACCGUGUGGCAUCCGAACUGAGGGACGCUCACUGUUUUUUAUGAUUUUGGUAUGUCUGCUUUUGUUUGCAUCAGUUUGUCACCAAAUGUCACCCCACCCUUUUUAUUUAACCCUUGUGCUGUACUGAAAACCUUUACCUAAUUUGGUGUUUCCGGUCUAAAAUGACUGGCCUUGUGAAAAUUGCUUGUAAAUCUCAUGUUAAUACUAUAUUAUCACCAAAUCUUGCAUUCAAUCUUUUAGUCGACUUGUUUUCUUUCAAUUAACACAGAUUUUUAUUUAGGGACUGGUUGGUCGUAGGCCUCAUUGAUCUGAGCUUAUGCACCUCAGUUUUUGAGUGAAAAAACAUUAUUUGUGGAUCAUUUUGGCAUCGGUCACUCAAAAACUGAGGUGCAAUGACACCCUUGAUCAAUCAGUUCCAAAAACAAAACUCAUGUUAAUUCAAAGAAAACAGGUUGAUAAAAAGAUUGAAUCCAAUUUUUGGCAAAAAAAAAUAACAUGAGAAACUUGUUAGCAAUUUUUUUGUAGGUCGUUCAUUUUAGAGGUGGAACAAGGUGGGAAAAAAAAUUAUUUGGGGGAAGUUGCUAUACCCUGCGUGAGCAACGUCAGUAAGUUUUAGUCCAAUGCGAUAACAUUAACUAGCAGUUUUGAUAAUAGAAAAUCUCUCCGUGUCACAGCAUGAGGGUUAAAGGGAAAGGAACCGAAAGGAAUGACGUUAUUUUAGAAAGACUUAUGGCCUGGUUGUUUGUUCAAUCUGUUUGAAGUAUGUGGGGGUGGAAUACCUGAGCAGAGGCCAUGCUGGUGACGUCUCCCUCGCAACAUGGGUAGUCUUGUAAAAGCCACUGUGCACAGAAGCCUUGAGAUUCCGGUAGUAGCACUAGCGUUCUUUAGGGUUUUCCAUCCAACUUUAGUCCAAGGUCGUAGCCAUGGAGUUGAACUGGUGGAAAACAUCCGUCCAAGGUCUUGUUUCUUUUUCUCAAGUCCAUUGUGGUCUCAUUGUCAUGUGUUUGUAUCCAUGCUGCAUUCAGUUAAGGUUGUUCUUAACUGAAUUACCAUUGCUCUGUUGGGUGAAUUCCAGUAAUUUCAACAUGAAAUCAUGCAGUCGGUUCCCUACACAGAUUUGGUCAUGCAAAAUUGCACUGAACAACAUAAAGCUGCUUGGUUUUAAAGUGAUUUCUGUGUGAGCUGUGCUUCUUACAUCUCUACACUAAAUGGAUCUUUUUUUCCCCUAAAUUUUGUCUACAGUUUAGUCAGCAUGAAAUCAAAAUCAUCCCUAUUUGCUUUCUUCACAUCAGUUCCUGGUCUUAUUGAGAUUUAUUGAUCCACAUUAUUCCAAAAAAAAAAAGAAAAAAAAGUUUGUCUCUGUAAUGUUUUAGCAAAAUAGUAAAUGGCCACUGUUCAAGAUUUAAAUCAUUUCUGACGGCUAAAAUCAAGUCCAGUCCUAUGUUUUUUCCCCCAUUAAAUAUCCAUUUUCACUCAGAAGUUCAUCGGAUUAGAAAAGUAAAUUGGUUACUGUUUCAUGUUAACUUUAAGAAUCUGAGGCCAGACUUUUCAGGUCACCACGAAUCCAAACAAAUUCAACUCGAUCUCACGAGAAAACAUUUUUUACACGGUGGCGAUUUCAUAUUAAUGUGAUUUGUACAAAAUUGUACAAUUUUCCGAAAAUAGUAAGCAUGACGCUUCACUCCUAAACCUAAGCAACAGGUCGUACGAAAACAUACCGAUAUGAAUUAGUCACCAGUUCGCCAAACAUAAAACAGCUUUGAAUUGCAGUGAGAUUGUGUUCGGUGAAUCCAGUAGUGCUAUGACCCUACUGGGUUAUUCACACUCGUUUGCUACUAUAUGGAAAGGAAAGUUUUUGUGGGACUGGCUUCUUCCUCUAGCACAGUAAAUAUAUCAGGACAGACCUCUGCAGGACUGACGCAAUACUUUAGGGAGACAAAAAAAGCCGAUCGUUUUGGUCUCUGCCAAGCUGCUUGUUUUGUGGUCUCAUCUGUGAAUGUUUCAGUAUUCAAGGGCAUUCAGUCAUUACUUGUACAUUAGCAAGUUUCUUGUCAACAAUGUGCCAUUGAGGUCUGUAUUUAGCUGAUGUGCCUCAGAAUUCAUAUCACUGUGAGUCCCAGUGAGACUUGCACACUUACGAAAACAAUAAAACAACAUUUAUAGGACAGAAAUGUAGCUAUUUAACAGCCAUCUACGGUCACAGCUUUUACCAUCAUCUAACAUUUUGGCUUUGGUUUCACAGAAAAGUUCAACUUCAUUAAAACCUUAUUUUAAAUAAAGUAACUCAAGUGUAAUGGGUUUGGCAGACUGGUACCAAAAUACUGCAAGUCAACUUAUAUAAAUGUACUAUUUUAAUACAGUACGUCUUUUGAAUGUGUUAUAAUGAUGCAUUAGGAAUUGAGGAGUUAAAUCAGGGAGCCAAAUGUUGCUGUUUCUUUCAUUUGUGUCCUGCUUCUGACAAUACCAUCUUAAGUCUGUGAAGAAUGAGCGAUGUGUGUGAACAUUUGGGAAUCGGAGCCAUCUGAUAUGCUGAUGUAUGUCACUUGGAUUUAUAGCAACAGCUGUAAAAAUGUUUAUUGGGCAUAGAAUAUAGACACCAGUUUCCUGGUACACUCUGGACUCAUGAGAAAAACGUAUGUGCAUGAAUGACUGCAAGCUGUCACUGGCUGAAUCCUCUUCACAUAUGCAGGCAGGGUUUCUGGAAUCUGUGGAGCACCAGAGGCAUUAGAACGGGAUGCCAAUUUGUUGGACUGUCUUUGUUUUGAAAUGGCUUUGUGUGGCUGAUCCUGUUACAGUGAAGACCCCAUAUCUGUGAGGCCUCAUUAAUCAUUUAGUGUGAUUUCUGGAUUUUUCUUUUCACAUUUUUUUUCCACUAGCAUACCACAUACUUACUUUUAUCUAUUUUCUCUGAUGAAAAUGGUAUCCAAAAAUGGUAUGCAUACUUUUAUUAAUAUUACAGUAAUAUCAUAAAUUAUAUAUAUAUAUUCUUAAAAAGUUUUCAUUAUUUAUUUUAAUAGUAGGGUAUAUUAUACUCAUUAUACUCAGUUCAUAUCCAAAAUAUGAACUGAGUUGCCAUUCUGCACAUCAGUAAAAUCCAGGAUUUUGUGUGGCUGUAUAUUAAAAGUGUGUUUCUGUCCGCUCCUCUUUAUAAAGACAUCUCUCACCCCUGCCUUAGUUAUAAUUUCUUGCAAUGAUUUUUUGAAAGUAGGAAACUGAGGACGUAAUCAUGUGUUCCUGAGUACAAGCGCUGAUGCUAUGUAUAAAUACAGAUAUAUUUGAGAAAAAUAUUUUUUUCCUUUACUUUUCUACGUAUGUGCUGUGCACAGCAGUUUAAUCAUAUUCCUGAUGUUAAUAAAAUUAUUUUCUUUUCUUUUUUUUUUCUUUUUUUUCAUUUGCGUGUGUUUUUGUUUCACAUUUUAAUUAUGCUCAAAGUAGCGAGUACAGUGAGCAGUCAUGCACAGUGUGCCCAGAACUGAUUCUUUUCUAGAAAUACCGCUGUCAGGAUGUCACACUCAUACAUGAUCAUUUAUACAACAUGACAACAGUUCAAUAAACUACU